CUCUUGGUCCCAAAAGGUUUUAAGAUCGCUAAACGCGAAUCACGGUAACAAGACGACUGUUCGUGGCGGAGACACGAAUUAUUUACACGUUUUUAUUGAAAAGGAACAAAAGAGAGAUUUUUACAGACUCGGACGGAACUCAGGAUGAGACGCUGCAGGAGUGCUGUCCUCGUGGGUGUCCUCCAUGUCCUCCUGUCCUGCGUCCUGCUGGACGCCCAGGUGUCCCCUCACCAGCAGCAGCCUCCUCCGGUGGUCCAGGGAGCGUCUCACUUUCCGUCCCACGGCCGGCUGGACAGGGACAUGGUGCAGGACAAAGAGCACAUCAUGGAGCACCUGGACGGCGUGAUAGACAAACCGGAGAAGGACAUGUCCCCCCAGGAGCUGCAGCUGCAUUACUUCAAGAUGCACGACUACGACGGCAACGACCUGCUGGACGGCCUCGAGUUGGCCACCGCCAUCACGCACGUCCACCGAGAGGAGAGAGGAGACGGCAGCCAGCCGAUGAAGGAGGACGACCUGAUGGCGCUGAUCGACGACGUCCUGAAGGACGACGACAAAAACGACGACGGCUACAUCGACUACGCCGAGUUCGCCAAGUCUCUGGAGUAGGACGCGUCCACGUCUGUCCUCGUCCAAAGACACCUUGAAGACAGGAAGUGCCACGGCGGAGGCAGCUGGAGCCAAACUACAUUUCAGGAACGGGUCUGGUUCCGUGUGCGGAGGACGGUCGGACCCGUUUGUCCUUUAAUUCAAUGCUUUGAUUUCAUUCUCAUCUUUACCUGCUCCGUUCUGAGAGACCGGAUCGGACAGAACCCGACCAGAACUCUGCUGCUGCUCAGGCGAACCAGAACAAAAACACGACCCCGAGUUCUGUUUUUGUUCUGGAUCAGAACCGGCUGCUGUUUCUUCCUGUUCAUCCGUUUCCAGUUUGUUGCUGAGGAAACAAACACGUCGUCAUGGCGACAGCAGCACUUCCUGCUCAGAGCUUUUUGUUUGGGUCCGCCUUCACGGGUCGAACCGGGCCGACACCAUCACUGUAGAACCACAAGAUAAAUGGAUUAAAGGGAUAUUUCAGCCAUUUUCAAGUGGUGUUCUUUGUAAAAACUUGUGAGGAAUGCAUAUCACCCACCAGGAGAUCAUAAGCGUCUUACCUGUUGUAGAUGGCUGUUGAACGACCUCAGUUUAGAGAACGUUUGCUUGUGACAGGACGGAUGAGCUAAUGGCUAGUCUGAAUGCAGAUCAAAGAGGAUCUCUGAAUAAAACACUGACGGUUUGGUUGUUGUUUACAGUAGCAGCUGGCUGUAGCACGUCUGGUGCAGCCUGAGGUCCGUUUCCAUGGAAACAACUGAUGUUGACAGAACGUUAAAAUGUUUGAGUUGCUGCUGAACUGAAACCGUUUCCAUGGUCUCCUGUGUUCAGACUUUAGCUCCUCACUUCUGUCCAAAUAAACUUUAUUUCUCCAAAGCCUCAAAGAGCCAUGCGAGGCAGGUAAGAUAUUAACUGCUCAGCACUUCACCAUGGAACCCCACUUUCAAAUGUGCAAACUAUCCUUUUAAAUCUGAGAACGUUAAGCAGGGCUGCUCUGCAGCUUCUGGACAAGCUAAGCUAGGCUAACCCUGAAAGCACACUGACUGACUCCCCCGUCAGCCCCUGAACGCAUCACGUUUACUUCAGGCGUUUGUUGCCUUUUAGACCAAAACGGGUCAAACGUUUCAAUUUGAGUUUGAGUUU
Messenger RNA from Nematolebias whitei (Rio pearlfish), 1731 nucleotides. It is a transcript of the gene mcfd2, whose product is annotated as multiple coagulation factor deficiency 2, ER cargo receptor complex subunit. The transcript is spliced from 4 exons. The coding region runs from base 145 to 609 and encodes 154 amino acids. NCBI's taxonomy places the organism in Eukaryota, Metazoa, Chordata, Actinopteri, Cyprinodontiformes, Rivulidae. Gene Ontology annotation, molecular function: calcium ion binding. The record is from RefSeq and is a predicted model, not a curated record.